Chrysemys picta bellii (western painted turtle) is the source of this 1068-nucleotide messenger RNA. Lineage: Eukaryota; Metazoa; Chordata; Testudines; Emydidae. The record is from RefSeq and is a predicted model, not a curated record.
AACCCCAGACAUGUAAAUAAGGCAGGGAAAAUGUCGGAAGACUUGAUCUGGGUUAUUUCUUUUAUUUCUUAUUGGUUUGUGGAUUGCUCUGGGCUAACCCCAGGGGCUUUUGUUUUGCUUGUAACCUUCGAGCUGAACCACAAGCUAAAGAUCCAGCAAAAGCCUAAGUUCCAGAUGUAUUUUUUCUUUUUGUUUUUAAUAACAUUGACCUUUUUUAAGACCAGGAUUGGAUUUUUCUGUCCCUAAGAGGGGAAGGUCUGAUCCUGAACUUCAAACUUCUCAGUAUCUCUUUGGACAAGGGAGAGCUGGCAAAGGCAGCGGUGUUGAAAGGUCGCCCUCUGACAACAAAAUGGCUCUGUCGACCCCUGUGUCUGGAUUGUCUCUUCCAUGCUUGGUGCUGCUGCUUCUCCUGGAAAUCCCUGGGGCCGGGGCCCAGGAGUUCCAGCUGCUGCAGCCCCAGGGCGCCGUGUCGGUGCUAGCGGGAGAGACUCUCACACUGAUCUGCUCUCAGACUGCUAAUGCCCCAGUAGGACCCGUGAAGUGGUUCAAGGGCUCGGGCAGUGGCCGCCAGCUCGUUUAUGAUCAGGUGGGAUCAUUGCCCCGGGUGACGCGGGCUGUGAAUGGCUCUAACACAGACUUCACCAUCCACAUCAGUGACACCCGCCCCGAGGACGCCGGGAUCUAUCGCUGUGUGAAGUUUGUGAAGGUGUCGGUAGUCGAUGAGGAGAUCAGAUCCGGCGCUGGCACCGUCGUGUCUGUGAGCGGUCAAAUCUCCACUACAGGGUCUGGGCUGUUUUCCAGCCCCGCUCUCUGGCUCGGGCUCUUCCUGGAGAAAGUGCUGACAGCCGCCUUCCUCCUCUUCCUCUUCCUGAGAAGCAAAGGGUAACCAGGUAACUGCUGCUUUUCUGUGAUUAACACUGGGCUGAGUUCCUGGAGAAAAGGGGCCAGAAGGAAGCGCAUUCCAUGGUGCAGCCCAGGAGCAGAGCAGGAAGGGUUAAAGCCUCAUAGGGAGUCAGUGUUGUGGGGCUGGGUGUCUCUGGGGCUGCUCACAGGAUCCAGACCCUCCCC